Molecule: messenger RNA, 1866 nt
Organism: Pyricularia grisea
Lineage: Eukaryota; Fungi; Ascomycota; Sordariomycetes; Magnaporthales; Pyriculariaceae
Exons: 1
Coding region: 1-1866 (621 amino acids)
Cellular component (GO): endoplasmic reticulum lumen
Molecular function (GO): protein N-acetylglucosaminyltransferase activity
Source: RefSeq, a predicted model, not a curated record
AUGAACAAGCCCAUCCAAAUCCCCAGAAUGGCCCUGCGGUUGUUAGCCGUACCGCCACGUUUGAGGCGAUCCCAAGUCCCGGCCAUACUUGCCUUGAUUUUGCUAUUCGUCUUGUUUUCAAUCAGUUCGUCUUUCCGUCACGCUGGCACACCACCUGCAUGGUUGUCGGGUUCAUCCCACCAGUUCCCCUGGGGCAAGAAGCACCCUGCCAAACCACCGCCAACGCUGCCAGAACUCAAGAUUCUCGACCUCGCAAACAGCAGAGGCACAGGCAACUCGACAGCUGCCCAAGAGGAGCCUGAAUUCUGCGCUCAACGCUUCGGGCCCGCCUAUCUCCAAAACCUACGAGACAAUGCGAUUGAAUACUGCAAGGUCGCUCCAGGCGAGCAUCCAAAGCCCUUUCGCAUGACCUGUUUCCACAGCCACACGCGCAGCAACGGGGAGCCGGACUCGCUUUGCAUUGCUCAGGGCGCCAAAUUUGACGUGGAAAGGGGGAAAUUCGUAUUCGAUUGUACCGUACGGCCGCCGACGUCGGAAGAAGUAGGACGCGGACUGGUUCCAUUUGACAAACUCCCGGCCUAUUGGUACGAAACGGGGCCGAAGGAAAUAGUUGACCAAUAUGUCGAUUUUCAAAACAAACCAGUGGAAAAUCCAGGGGAUAAUGUCAAUCAUGCCCAAGUGCAACAGUCCUUACCCAUUAACAUCCUAAUCAAGCGCGAAGGCUCUGGCCACCCAUGGCACACGCUCAUGGAGAUUUGGUCUCUGGCAAACACGAUAGAUGUGCUGAGGUUGAGUGCAGACCCCGAGACUGGCGGUGCUUUUUUUACCGCGCCAAACGACGCCGAGAGGACGCAGGUGAUCAUUUUGGACAACAACGAGGACGGUCCGUUUUUCGACCUUUGGACAUUAUUUACAGGACACAGGCCUGUCCGAAUUUCGGCUGCGCUCGAGGCCCUGAAGAAGAGCAAUUCGGCGGCUGAUACCACAUUAGCCCUCUCAUCAAGCCAAUUGCACAACGUUGUUAUACCGCUGGCGGGCGCCGCCAACCCGUUGUGGCAAAACGACUGGGAGGAUCGCGACUGCAAAGAUGCGCCACUGAUCAAGGUCUUCGUGCGCCGUGUACUGCACCACCUUGGCCUGGAGCCAUUCGAGCCCCCGUCUAUGUCACUUUCGCCCGACCCCAAGAAACAGAUCAGAUUGACCUUUAUCGACCGCCGCGGUUCCCGCAAACUUUUGGGCCAGGAGAAGCUGCUCGAUGCGGCGCGCCGCGUGCAUCCGGACGUUGAGAUACGGUCUAUUGACCUUGCCUCAUUAUCGUUCGUUGACCAGAUUCGGCUCGUGCGCAGCGAGACUGACAUAUUAGUCGGUGCGCAUGGUGCCGGCCUGACACACGUCAUGUUCCUCCGUGGUGGAUGGGAGGGCGGCGGGAAGGCUGUGGUAGAGAUCCAACCCAGCGAGAUGAGCUACAAGGGCUUUCGCAACCUCGCGUACAUGCUGGGUCACGAGUACUUUGUCGCAAAAGCCGAGACAUUGUCCCAGGAGGACUUGGAUAGAGAAAGAACCGAGGCCGAAAUCAAGGCCAAGCAAAAAGCAGAUGCGGUAAAAGAAGAUGCAGCCCCAGUCCCGACUGCACCAGCCGCGCUGGAGAACACGAGAUACGUAGACGAGGGGGUGGAUGAAAAGAAAGAAACAGAGAAGAGAGGGUCCAAGGCAUUACUUGACCAAGAACUAGAGGACAGUCUCCUCUACAUGCCAGGCACGCAUCUGGCGAAACGAGACAAGUGGCAUUUUGCCGACGUUAGAAUUGGCGAAAGCGAAUUUUUGGAGUUGAUCGGCGCAGCUGUUAAAUAUGUGAAGAGUAAAUGA